Molecule: messenger RNA, 3223 nt
Organism: Lobosporangium transversale
Lineage: Eukaryota; Fungi; Mortierellomycota; Mortierellomycetes; Mortierellales; Mortierellaceae
Exons: 16
Coding region: 40-3168 (1042 amino acids)
Biological process (GO): proteolysis
Molecular function (GO): serine-type peptidase activity
Source: RefSeq, a predicted model, not a curated record
UUCUACCAUUCAAUUCAUUCCACAUUUCAUGAAUUGCAGAUGAUUUCUAGCUCAUUUCUAGUUCUUCUUUUUGCCUUCUUUGUCGGCAUCGCCACUCCAGCGAAAGCAGGAUCUUUGUUAUUUCAGCCCGAUGUGAAGAAACAAACUGUAAUGGAUAAUAACAUUUUUUCAACCUCCGUCAGUAGCAGUCACCACGGACGCGACCAGCUACAGAUAGGCGUAGACUUUAAUUGGCAGCUCUUGGGACCAUUUCCGACAGGGAUGCGCGAACAAGACUUUGGCGCUGAUCCAUUGGAAGCCUUUGGUGGAUUCCGAGAGCUCAAAUAUGAUGAAGAUGCAAAGUAUCCUUCAGAACUAGCCAGAGAUGGUGUUGUACGCUGGCAAACUACCCAGAUGGACCGUGAAGGAUGGAUCAAUAUCAGUUAUCCAGAGAUCGACUGGAAGUUCAAUCAGCAAUUCUUGGGCUGGGCUUUCAAUCAAUUUCAAGCUUGGGCAAGAUCUACGUUUACUAUACCUUCGCAUAUUGGUGAUGGUGAUGGACUUUGUCCCGUCAUAAUCCAAUGUGAAAACGUCGGAGACUUUUAUGUGGAUGACCAACGUCUUUCAGGGGACUGGUAUGGAUACGGUUUGACGAGGCAUACUUUAAGGUUAAAACCUGGUAUUCAACACAUAUUGUCUGUUCGGGUCGUCCAUGAGGUGCGCAUUUUCGGUGGCGUGAUUACACCUCCACCUUCCAAAUUCAAGUGCGAAUUGAAGAUACCCUUCGCCACAUGGUCUAAAGAUUUAGAGCCGCAGUACCAGCAUCACCGUCGCCAUCAAGGCAUGACGGUUCAAGUAAUCAAAGAAGGGUAUGGAGGGCUUGUGCUUAUGGACUUGGUUGAUGAUGCGCUAGCAGGGAAGUACAUCAGCGUCGCCUUAAGGAACGUGGACACCGAGAAGGUCCUUGUUCAGUCUGUUAAGGUCCUACAAGGAUCCGACCGAUUCAAGGCAGAAUUAAAGGAUGUAUCGACUGGUAUCCGCCUAACUCCAUCCAGUCAUCGCCCGAUCGUCAUUCGCCUUGAGGAAACGGGGGCGAAGGCAAGUAAUGGUGCACUUGCCCCGACAUUCACACUGGAAUUUCAGCUGAAGUGGCUCACACCUGCACCUGUACGUAAUGGGGAUUCAAAAGUUGAAACGCUAGAAACCGACCCGAUCACUUUAAAGCAGCGCAAGUGGGGUGAAGUAUAUCAUUACACAUUUUUAGAUUUCGAUAACACGGUUCAGUAUGCUGCUGCGAUCCCUCCAAGCGAUCCUUCAUCACAACCAAAGGGCUUUAACUCUGUGCCUGUUAUCGUAGCUCUUCAUGGCGCAGGAGUUGAGGUGUCACAAAAGUCGUUUUGGUUAACAGAGUACAAAAGGCGCGAGCACAGUUGGGUCGUUUUACCAACGGGGCGUUCUCCAUGGGGAUACGAUUGGCAUGGAGCAAGUAUCAAAAAUGUCAUGAGUGCUAUUCAGAGCCUUUCAGACUCAUUGCCUGGUGUACCAAAACAUCUUCGAGGCCUUCCUGGAAUAAAGCCAGAUCCCGAGAGGCUCUUGAUGGCUGGGCAUAGUAACGGUGGUCAAGGAGCAUGGUACUUUGUAACCCAUUUUCCAGACAAAGCAAUCGCGGCUACACCUGCUGCUGGGUAUGUAAAUAUCAAGCAGUAUGUCCCAUAUCUCGGGUGGCAAAGCGAUUCUUAUACCGAUUCACACUUGCGUGGGCUUUUAGAAGCAUCAAUCAUAGAGUUUGAUAACAACCUUCACAUGUCCAACACAGUCGGGGUUCCUAUUCUAGCAAGGACAGGAAGCGAAGACGACAAUGUUCCGCCUUUCAACUCCAGGAAGAUGGUGCGACUCGGGCAAGAGAACGCACAUGACCUCUCUGCAAUCAGACUAUCAGAAGUCUCAGGAGAGGGACAUUGGUUUACGGGAGCACUUCAUGACGAAACUAUGCAGAAGUUCUUGAAGGGCCAUUUAUUCGACAACAUUACUUCAGGAGCAGUUGAAGCAUCUAUAAGUCACCCUUUUGAGGAUUUUGGAAGCUAUCGAGAUAAUAGGACUGGCGCUAAAGCAGUGACCCUUCCUCCAUUCCCCAAAUCAUUCGAAAUCACUGUCAUCAACCCUGCAGGGAUGGGAUCGAGAGGUGGCAUUCAGGUUGAACAGCUUCAUAUCCCUUUUCGGAAAGGAACUAUUCGAGUACAAGCUCGAGAAGAAGCUUCAGGUGUCCAGGAUGGCGCUGUUGAGAUUACAUGGGAGCUACGGACGACAAAUAUUCGUCGCUUUCAAUUUUUGGAUUCAUCUUUGCUUCAACAAAGACGUGGUGGUCGCCUCACAAAAUUAAUUGUGGAUGGAGUGACAUUUUAUCUGGGUGAUGACGACAACAGCUGCAAUAACAGAGGAGCUACGGUCUCCAACGUGGCCCAAGUCACAUUUGUACGAGAUCAUUUAUCCAAGACUCGUCAGCAUUCAUGGCAGUUCAUGACCUCUAGCGAAUGGUCCCAUAUUGAGCGCAAUCGUGACACAUAUGGCCCAGCAAUCCAAGUCUUAGAAAAACGUCUAGUCGUGAUUGUCGGCACCAACUUCUCUGGCAAUGGCAUUCCUCCAGAUCUCGUUGGUACAGCUGACAGGAUUUCGAAACUAAUUGCUCAUGAUAUCUAUCUCUACGGAAGAGGUGAUGUGGAGGUUAUGGAUGAUGAAGAAUAUAUGACAAAGCUUCAUAGGAAUAGAGUCAGUGGAGAUACCAGUACUGAGAAAACGAACCUUGUUCUGAUUGGUGAUGCUCAUCAAAACAGCGCCACAAAACAUGUCCUCGCACAGACAUUUCAAGAAGUGACCAUUGAGGCUCAAAGGGGUUGUGUGUCCAUUGACCCUAGACCAGAGACUGCUGCUGUGCCAAGUGAAUUUUGUGGGCCAGGGAUUGGAUUACUGAUGAUACGGCCAUGGGGAUCUUCGAACUUGGCAAUGGUGAUUGCGGGUGUUGACAGCCAGGGGUUGGAAACCGCUGCACGUCUCUUCCCAAAACGGACCGGUCUUUUAGUUCCUGACUGGAUCGUGACAGGACCAGAGAUGGGGUGGAAGGGAGCAGGAGGAAUCCUCGCAGCUGGAUUUUGGGGCAACCACUGGGAAUAUCUUCCAACGAUGUCAGCAUGACCUGAAUUAAUUCUCGGAUGCCAUACUAAUAAGAGUUCUCACCAGAAAGUUGUCG